Messenger RNA from Sabethes cyaneus, 354 nucleotides. RefSeq lists its product as uncharacterized. The record is from RefSeq and is a predicted model, not a curated record. Lineage: Eukaryota; Metazoa; Arthropoda; Insecta; Diptera; Culicidae. The transcript has 4 exons. Bases 1 to 354 code for a protein of 117 amino acids.
AUGGCGCAGCUUAGAACCUUUCGCAUUGUGGGUCACAUCUAUGCGGCGCUGAUGAUCGUCGUCGCCAUAACGGAAGCGAUCCGCUGUCUGGCAUCCUUCGGUAGUGAAGAGGAAAAUAGCACAGUGUUAGCACUAAAAUCGAUCUUUGCACUCUAUUGCUUUGCUUUUGCGAUUAUGCUUGUGAUUGGAAUCGAAAAGGAGAAAACAGAAUACGUCAUCGUGUACCGAAUAUUUAUUAUAUUUAGGAGCAUUUGUGGGUUAGUUUACAUGAUUAUAAAUUCAUUAAUUGUUAUUGUUGAUAAUGCGAAUGCUGGUUCUACUGCAAAAUUAACAUUAGUUAAUAACAAUCAAUAA